AUGACCAGUCGAUCGAAGCAACGGGAACACGGAGGGACGGUCAGGACGAUGAACCAUCACGAAGAGACAAGCAGAACAAACAGAAAAGGAACAGGAGAGGAAGGAGUAAACAUGGAAAACAUUAAAACGUUGUAUCAUAUAUUCUCUAGUGCAGAUGGGAACCAUAUCGAUGGGGGGGAUAAAAAAAAAUGUGUUAAGGAUAUGCGUGACUUGACGGGUGGUACACAAAGUACCGCAGCAGUAGUGGUUCCCCCGAGGAGGGACAAAAAGGGAUCGUCCAAAGAGAAGGAACUUUUAAACCAUUUCAAUUAUUUGGGCCAUUUUGGAGAGUACAGUUGUUCCCACUUAACUGAUGCAGAAAGGAGAAGAAACAAAAAAGACGAUCCCUCAUUCCAGCAGAGUGUUGAGGUCACCCUAGAUUGGGAAGCUUUACAACGAGUCGAUGAUCUCUGCGGUGAUUACCCUGCAGAAGAAGAGAGAGUUGGAGGAGGUGAAUUUUUUGAUAAUUCCAAACGGGGGAUGCAAAAUCGGGUUAGUCAUUUGAAGUAUCACAACGGCGGUGAGAGGAAGGACACGUCUUCCAGUCCAACCGAAGGGGAAAAAUCUGAACAGUCGCAGAGAAGGCAACCUUAUAGGGGUGACGCAGUCCAGUUAAGAAGGGAAAUCAAUCCAAGGGAAAGUAACCAAACUGGAGAAACAAACAAAGACCGUUUUGUAAGCCCAUCAAAUGAGACCUCCUUCUAUGAAGCGUUUAAAGGAACCCACUUUGAUAAGCCAUUUUAUCGGAACAGCAAUGUGGAUAAGGUCCUUAAACCCCAGCAGAGUAACCUCGAGAGGACAGAAGAACACCUGGGAGGGGCAAAAAUGACGCCACUAAAUUGGGAUCGAAAAUAUAGUACACUUAUUCAUUUACCAAUCGGUAAUCCCAAAGGGGACCUUAUCAAACGCAACGCGAACAAUGUAGAGGUGGAACCGGCGGAGGACCCAUUUUUGAACCUCAUUGAUCAGGAGAACAGCACAGAUGAGGUCCCCCUUUUUGAGGACCACUCCUACAGGGAGGACCUCACAUCUGCUAUCUUCGAUUCUAAUGCGGGUACAAAUGACGGGGCAAACAAGAUGGACCCCCUGGGGGGAAGCAUUCAAAAAAGGGAGGACCUAAUCCAAAUGGAUGACUUCCACACCCGUGAUGUGUCCCCACUUGGGAGUGAAAAUAUCUUUGGUGAAUCCACCAACUGGAAGGUGAUGAAUAUAAAUGAGGAGGCAGUUCUAUUCAGCAGAGAAUUGCCCAUUUGGGAGAGUUCCCCCCUCGAGGGAGAGUUCCCUAGUAGUUUGUUCCCUAUGGAUGGUGAUCAUUUCACUGGAGGGGAAACAAAAGGAGGAAGGUUACACAUCGGGGGUGACGGCACUGCUGGUGGAUACAAGGUAGACAAACCUGUUCAGUGGGGUAAGCCUAAUCGGGUGGAUCAUCCCCAAAUGGUCGAUGUAAGAAGAGGGGACAACAACCCAUGUGUAAGUCGAUUUAAGAAGAAUUCCUCACUGGAAAGAAUAAAGUUGUUACAUGACGAAUUGAUAAACCUGAGUGAUGGUUCUUCUACCUCGGGGAAGACGACCUCGACGAGGAAGGGGACACCUCCUCGUGGGGAACCCAAUGUGGGGUGGCUUUCCAUGGGGGAAGAAAAGACGCAAAGUGGUAAAAACCCCCCUUGGGGGGAACAAGACUUUUUCGAUUUUGAGCAAGAUGAAGGGGUAGGUGCACCCCAAGGGGGAAAGGCCGACUGGGUUACAGACACCCACAAGCGUUUGGCAUGCAGUGAAGUAGGAACCGCAAAAGGAGAGUCUCAUGUGGGACUUCUAACAGAGACGCGUCAUCAAAGGGAUGGCAAAGCGGAAGUGGAAGACGUACUAACCUACGACGAGCACUACCUAACCGAGCAGCGGAUGGUGGAAGAGGCUGCACCGAUGGACGACGAAUGCAGCUCCUUCCUAGACAUAAUUGAUGAGAUAGUUAACGUCAGCAAGGAUAUAAUCGGAACGGAUCAGAACGAGGAUGGCGUGGUGGAGGUUUUACAGGGGAGUCCAGACGAAGGUAUAGAAAACUCACACAUUGGGGGGCACCUCGAUGUACCAGUCAAGGCAGUGGUAGAACCAGGUCAGGUAUCCACCCAUGCAGGUGUUUAUAAGGAUCCACCUGAGCAUAACCUUGUCGAGGAUGUGUAUUUCCACUUUGACCAAUUGAGCGAGUCGUGCAGGAAGAGGGAGGAAGGGGAAGACUCCAUCCGUGGGGCUGUUCACGAGAAUACUAACAGUACGGAUGUGAAUGCCCAACAGGUGACACACCCACAUUCGAGAAACAGAUUGGGUGAAAGGGAAGAUGACACAAGUGGGAUACAGGAAGAGGACCCCCAAGAGAUCCCCACCUGUGAGACCACCUCAGAAGGGGUAGACCUGCCCACUAUGCAGCUCCUCGAGGGGCUGUACCGUGUGCUGAUGUGUAGAGAAUAUUUGGAGGCACUCCCUGUGUUGGCUGCACACACGGGGGGGAAGCGAGCAGAAAGGAACCCCAUAAGAGGAACAACCCACUGUGGUGCAGGUAACUACCAAAGUGGUGGACCCCUCUGCAGAAACGUAAGUCUGAUCACCUUCCACAACUACCUCCGUAGAGCCAAAAAAAUGAACAAACGAGGCUUCCCCGAAAUGUACGACUACAGCGAUUACGUCUACACACACAUCGAAAAGGUCCUACGAAUGGAUAUAAGGCGCUUUUUCUUCACCAGCAAUUAUCUGGAAAAUAUUAACAGGUAUGUAAUUAAAAAGAAUAGACUAAUAAAUGACCUGACGAAUGCUCAGAACUUUGUGAACGAUUUUUUACAGAAAAAGGAAAACGUUAUUACACAGAAGAGAUUUUGUGAUGACGUGACCUACCCGAUGUACUUUUUAAUUUUCACCGAUCUGUUAGUCACCCUGUGGCAUACGUCCCUCUUCCAUUUGGAUGGAGCCAACUGGAGCAAGAUGGUUCGCUUCCUAACCAGGCGUCUCCACAAGAAGACAACUAUUCACGUGUUAAGAAGGAGCCACUCCUUUCUGUCUCGCAUUUAUAGACACCUCACCAAACAUCCCCUCGAUGAAAAGGAAAAGAAAAAAAUAAUUAGAAUUGUUAAACGGAGCAAAAGCUUCAAAACGGUUCAGAGGAACAUACACAGAAUCAACACCUUUUGUUUUUAUGUCCUCAUUUUUUUCCUCCCCCUGUCUGUACCUCCAUUUGGCAAGGAACUCAACACGCGUGACUACUUUAUGCAUUGCUUUCUCAGAAAUAUGAACAAGGUCGUUCUGAGGUACGCCAAGGAGCAUACCACUGACGGAUUGGGCGUUUCCUCCGGGGGAAACCUCCACACUGAUGCUCCCCCCUCGAAAAACCGACGAAGCGAAAACAUGGGCCACGUCGUACGGAAAGUCGUCAGAAGUUCGAAGAAGAACAUCUGCCGGCUGAAGAUGCAGAGCCUCGCGCAGGUGUUCCGGUGCUCCUUCGAAGAUGCCCCGUGGGGGGGUAGACCGAAAAGCGGAAGUACUAGGAGCCAUACAAACGGACUGCGAAACCGCCAUCCGAACAACCUCGUAGACCCCCUGCGGGAUAUACACAUAAGCGCCAGAAUCGAGCAGAUCGAAAAAGAACUGACCGCCUACCUCAGAGCAAACGCCCAUUUCCACGACACCUUCUUUAACGUCAUCGUGCCAAUGCUGAAUGACAUUACAACCCUUUUGGAAAACCUCCAGGCGAUCUUUGCCCUGUACGUAAAGCACAAAGUGCAGAACAGUAAGAAGCUGUUUUUCUUUCGUAACCCAUGGUUAUGCAGUUAUGACGUCUUCCUGUCGUUCACUCAGUCAGGGGGACCCGCCCCAAACUACGCAGAAAAAAGUGGAAUGACCAGCGGUCUAGCGGGCAGCUUAACUGACGAUUCAAGAGACAGCCUACCCUCAGACUUCGCUGCCUACAUUGCUCAGCAGGACCGCCAGCUCGCGCAGGAAGACCUAGGCGCACUCUACGACAUCAAGAGGGUUAAGGAAAUGCUGCUCCUGGAAAGUAGGAAAAAGGGCACAUCCCGCAGGAACACAAAUGGGGACCGUCCAAAUCACGCCAAGUUAAACACCUACUAUUCCUACAUUUUAAAGUUAUGCCAUGACGAGCGGUACAAAGAAAUAAACACGAGGGCUUUGAAGUGUCUAUUCUGCAGUUUGUAUUUUAGUUGA
Molecule: messenger RNA, 4245 nt
Organism: Plasmodium coatneyi
Lineage: Eukaryota; Apicomplexa; Aconoidasida; Haemosporida; Plasmodiidae
Exons: 1
Coding region: 1-4245 (1414 amino acids)
Source: RefSeq, a predicted model, not a curated record